CUAUACAGUCUAUAUACAGUUUGGUACAGUUUGCUAAUCAUACACGUAUACAAUGAUUAUUGAACUGAAUAAUCUUAAAGAGAAUUAAUAAAAGCCGGUAUUGACCGCCGUUUUAAUCAUCCAUUAAUAAAUCACUGAAAAGGCAUCUGGGUGACAGAAUUUAUUUAUUUGUUAUAUUAGCCGUAAUAAACACUAUCAGCCAAAAUGAUUAUGGGAUUAUUGGACGAUCUCAAACGCAUGAACAAGCGUCAGUUUCUCUACCAAGUACUUAGUUUUGGUAUGAUCGUGUCCUCCGCACUUAUGAUAUGGAAAGGACUUAUGGUUGUCACUGGAAGCGAAAGUCCUAUUGUCGUUGUUUUGAGUGGAAGUAUGGAACCAGCGUUCCACCGUGGAGAUUUACUAUUCUUAACAAAUUACCAAGAAGAGCCAGUUCGUGUAGGUGAAAUAGUAGUUUUCAAAGUAGAAGGCCGUGAUAUACCAAUAGUACAUCGUGUCUUAAAAUUACAUGAAAAGAACGACAAAAAUUCAACAGUAAAAUUCCUUACCAAAGGAGACAAUAACUCAGUAGACGACCGAGGUCUCUACGCACCGGGUCAAUUGUGGCUAACGCACAAAGACGUAGUAGGUCGGGCACGAGGAUUUUUGCCGUACGUCGGAAUGGUAACAAUAUACAUGAACGAGUACCCGAAGUUAAAGUACGCGGUUCUUUUGGGCCUGGGUCUGUACGUGUUGGUGCAUCGAGAAUAAGUUUUUUUCAGUAGCUAAGAAUUUAGGAUAAGGAUUUUUUAAGUGAGCAAAUAAAUAAUAAAUAAAUUAAUUAAUUAACUGUGCAUUUAAAA
Molecule: messenger RNA, 839 nt
Organism: Cotesia glomerata
Lineage: Eukaryota; Metazoa; Arthropoda; Insecta; Hymenoptera; Braconidae
Gene: twr
Product: signal peptidase complex catalytic subunit SEC11A
Exons: 4
Coding region: 205-747 (180 amino acids)
Cellular component (GO): signal peptidase complex; membrane
Molecular function (GO): serine-type endopeptidase activity
Source: RefSeq, a predicted model, not a curated record